GCCAGUGAGCUAAAGCAGCUAAACAAACACCUUUCCUUCAUCUUCCAGGAGGCUGCUGCUUCAGUGGCAGCAACGUCGGUCACAGUCUCACUUCCGUCUUUUGUUUCUCUUCCCUCUCGUACUUCGAAACUAUCUUGUUACGGGUUAUAUUGUAUCCGUCUCCUCUUUCUACCUCGUUAUCAGCCGGAAGCAAGCAUCAUGGGAGAUUACAUCUGUGGCUUCCUGUGUGGCGGCCACCAGUACGCAAACAGGAAGCAGUUGCAGACGGUGGAGCUCAAGGUCAGGAUGGACUGCGAGGGCUGUGAACUCAAAGUCAGGAAUGCCAUCUCCUCCGUCACAGGAGUUCAGUCGGUGGACAUCAACAGAAAGCAGAAUAAAGUGACUGUGACUGGCUACGUUGAGCAACAGAAAGUCCUGAAGAAGGUUCGAUCCACGGGCAAGAGAGUUGAGAUCUGGCCUUAUGUUCCCUACAACCUUGUCACUCACCCUCACGGUGCUCAGAUCUAUGACAAGAAGGCACCCCCUGGGUAUGUCAGGAAUGUGGAGGUGGUCACUGUGUCCAGCCAACCACUCAGACAAGAUGACCUGCUUACCAACUUGUUCAGUGAUGACAAUCCAAAUGCCUGCUCCAUCAUGUGAAGAAACUCAGAUCUAUAUGUUUCUAAGUAGAAUGAGGGUGAUGUUCUUUCUUCUCUGUGGCUUUGCAUGGGAGUGGGUGUUAUCAAGUAGUAUGAAUGUGGAGUCAUAUAGUAUUAUUAUAUGUAAGCCAAAUCUCACUUGUGAAACCAGUUAGCGAUGAG
Molecule: messenger RNA, 800 nt
Organism: Musa acuminata AAA Group (dessert banana)
Lineage: Eukaryota; Viridiplantae; Streptophyta; Magnoliopsida; Zingiberales; Musaceae
Product: heavy metal-associated isoprenylated plant protein 23-like
Exons: 2
Coding region: 199-639 (146 amino acids)
Molecular function (GO): metal ion binding
Source: RefSeq, a predicted model, not a curated record